Messenger RNA from Scomber japonicus (chub mackerel), 1577 nucleotides. RefSeq names its product guanine nucleotide-binding protein G(i) subunit alpha-1. Gene Ontology annotation, molecular function: G-protein beta/gamma-subunit complex binding; GTP binding; G protein-coupled serotonin receptor binding. The record is from RefSeq and is a predicted model, not a curated record. Gene Ontology annotation, biological process: adenylate cyclase-modulating G protein-coupled receptor signaling pathway. Bases 378 to 1442 code for a protein of 354 amino acids. Lineage: Eukaryota; Metazoa; Chordata; Actinopteri; Scombriformes; Scombridae. Gene Ontology annotation, cellular component: heterotrimeric G-protein complex. The transcript is spliced from 9 exons.
GAAACGAGUAUUUUCAGACUCGGACGCAGAAGCAGCCCUCUACACGUCUACUCCUCUAAUUUGAUCAUUUUAUUAAUGCUGGCUGUGCGUGACACCUUCUACGGGUAGAAACGCCAGUAAAAGAGCCAGCUGCGACAGUUAUUAGAAACAUUUGAGGCGUCUUUGACUGUGAAAUCGGAGGCUUGAGUGUGAGGCCAGGGCGUGUUUGAAUCUCAACAGUUGGAGAGACCAGCGUGCCUCCUCCUCCUCCUCACUCCUCCCUCCUUGGUGGAUGCUAGCUCGGUAGCCCUUUGCAUGUCGUAGCGCUCGUAGUUCAAAAGUUGUGUCUCGUCUACAGUUUUUGUUUGUAUUUGUAUCGGAGGUCAGGCUAGAAGAAGAUGGGAUGUACUCUGAGCACGGACGACAAGGCGGCGCAGGAGCGCAGCAAGAUGAUCGACAGAAACCUGCGGGACGACGGAGAGAAAGCCGCCCGGGAGGUGAAGCUGCUGCUGCUCGGUGCUGGAGAGUCUGGAAAGAGUACAAUUGUUAAACAGAUGAAGAUCAUCCAUGAAGCCGGCUACUCAGAGGAGGAGUGUAAGCAGUACAAGGCAGUUGUCUACAGCAACACCAUCCAGUCCAUUAUUGCCAUCAUCAGAGCUAUGGGACGACUCAAGAUUGACUUUGCUGAUGCAGCCAGAGCGGAUGAUGCGCGGCAGCUGUUUGUGUUGGCCGGCUCAGCAGAGGAGGGCUUCAUGACAGGCGAGCUGGCCGGGGUCAUCCAGCGGCUGUGGAAGGACGGAGGAGUACAGGCCUGCUUCAGCCGCUCCCGAGAGUACCAGCUCAAUGACUCAGCAGCAUACUACCUGAAUGACUUGGACAGGAUAUCCCACGGUGCGUAUGUGCCCACCCAACAGGAUGUGUUGAGGACCAGGGUCAAAACUACCGGUAUUGUGGAAACACACUUCACUUUCAAGGACCUGCAUUUCAAAAUGUUUGAUGUCGGCGGACAGAGAUCAGAGAGGAAGAAGUGGAUCCACUGUUUCGAGGGAGUCACUGCCAUCAUCUUCUGUGUGGCUCUGAGUGAUUACGACCUGGUGCUGGCUGAAGAUGAAGAGAUGAACCGAAUGCAUGAGAGCAUGAAGCUGUUCGACUCCAUCUGCAACAACAAAUGGUUCACAGACACCUCCAUCAUCCUCUUCCUCAACAAGAAAGACCUGUUUGAGGAAAAGAUUAAGAAGAGCCCUCUUACAAUCUGCUACCCAGAAUAUGCAGGCUCCAACACUUAUGAGGAGGCAGCAGCUUACAUUCAGUGCCAGUUCGAGGACCUGAACAAGAGAAAGGACACCAAGGAGAUCUACACCCACUUCACAUGUGCCACCGACACCAAGAACGUGCAGUUUGUGUUCGAUGCCGUCACUGACGUCAUCAUCAAGAACAACCUGAAGGACUGCGGCCUUUUCUAAAGGCAGCCUGGUGGCCGACUUACCAAGUGACUUUGAGUCUGAACUUCACGGACACCGCUGAGUGUCACUUUUAACCUCUUAUUAACUUAUGUUCAUCUCUAAAAGUUUUAAAGACGGAGUGUAGAAAAACAUUUU